AUGAGAGAGAAGAGCAAGCCUUUCAGGAGUCUGACGACUGAUACCAAUGCUGGUAUAACGACAACUACGAUCACUGCCAGUGGUGGUGGAGUCAGUGGAGUGGUCACAUUGACAGUGAUCAAUGGACACAACAAUAACAACAACAACGAGACUUUGUUGGUCAAUGGCAACAUCGUCGGUACCAACGAUGACGACUCCCACAAGAGCAUGAAUAGCAGCAGCAGCAGCAACGGCAGCAUCAACGGGGGCACCAUGCGCACCAUCGUAACCACAACAUCGGGAGGCGGACAAGAGUACUUCAAGGAGCUCAUCACUCAGGCGCAGUCCAAGCAUAGCAAGAAGAGGGGUUCGGCCGCAGCCGAUCAGCAAGUCAUUCAAUCGCUGAGUAGCAAGUACACGAGACGAUCUUUGCGCGCAGCCGAGAACGCAUUUGGCGCCGCGUCAAAGGCCACGAGCGGCGAGGACUCUGAGAAGUCUGACUAUCCCUCCUCCGAAGUCGACGAGUAUGACAAGUCACAUGGUGAGGAGUCAAUGAACGAGGAAGACUCUGCGCCCGCCGUACCACCCAUCUCGAGCUUCAACUACAUGCUCAAUCCAUCCGGAAGGAGACGACAGAGACAGCAGCGUCCGUCAACAAAUUCGUCCUCGUCCUCUUCCAAGGGAAAGGAUGAAUCACCUGUAGAUAAAUCACAACAACAACAACAACAACAAAGAGAGAAGGACAACAAGGAAAAAGAGAAGGAGAAGGAGAAGGACAAGGAGACUGACAAAGAGACUGAGAAGGACAAGGAAGACGAGGAUGCUGAGGAUGAGAAGGAAGAGCAAUCACUAAGAGAAGUACAAAAACUUAUCAUAAGAGCACUGCGUGCAAACAAUGGAUCAGCUCCCCUAUCUCAAAUACAGGAGUUCUUGUCAGAUAAAUGGUACAACCUGAGGAAGAGAGAUGGAUCAAGAUAUACUUAUGAUCAUAAACGUGUGAUCGCUGCGACUCUAUCAAACACAGCGGCAGACAAUCCUUAUUAUCAACCGGACAAUUCAAAGGGUCCUGGAUGGUACUCGCUGGGCCCCCUAGGAAAGACGGUCGACCUGGCCAUCAAUGAUGGUGGUAGUGCUGGAGCCGAUGGCAAGAUGGAUGAGAGCAUGGAAAACAAGCAAGAGCAAGGGGAGGAGACUGUAAAUGAACAAACAACAACAACAAACAACAACAAGAGAGAAACGAGCCUGACCACUGAUGUUAAGUUCGAACAGCAAUCAGCAUCAACAACAACACCAACCACUACGACUACCACAACUACAACGACGACCACAUCUACGACUACGACAAAAGACACAGAGCCAAUGGACACAGAGCCAUCAUCAUCAACCACCGAGGUUAAGAAGGAGGCGGCUGUGACGCCAACCAUCAUCAAGACGCAGCCACUGAGUAGGAAGAAGAGAACAUCGCACCCCAAGCAAGAGGCAGGCACCAGCCUGCCCACAGCCUCACCGCCCUCUACACCGAACAAGCUAGAGUCGCCUCCAUCCGAGCCUGUUCAGGUUUCCAUCGACACAAAGACUGAGACUGCUAAUGGCGUGGCUGAAGCCGAGAACAACACCAACAACAACAACAAUAAUGGCAAGCAGCCACACACACCACUGCGACGCAAGUUUAGCAGUCGUAAGAGGAAGACCACCACGACAGUCGACGACGAGACAUCCUCAAAACAAAGCAACACAACUCCUCCAAUGCUCAAUGACGACGAAGGCAAGCAGGAUAACAACAACAACAACAAAAUUGAUGACGACACGAACAAGACCGAGAACAACAACAACGCUGAUGCUGAUCUAGACACCAGUGUCUACGAGACGCCUACGAAGAAGACAAGGAAGGGCAAGCCGUCUCCGAAGCUUGUGGCACAGGCAAAGGCAGAGGCAGAGGCAGAGGCAGAGCAAGAACAAGAGCAAGAACAAGAGCAAGAGGCACCACAACCAGAGGCACCACAACCACCGAAACAACAUCAACCAAUCAGACGAAGGAAAGGAAUGAGCAAGAUCAGUCUGCAACCACCGAAGCAACAACAGCCAGUCGAGGAUGAGGUUGUCGAGGAGGCCGAGACCAAGUCCUCACACUCGGAUCAGUCAAACGACGAGGCUGACGACGAUGAUGGCGACGACGACUCCUCAUCGUCAUCCUCUGAUGAGACUCGAGCGGCAGGUGACCCAUCACACAUCCUAGACCUGGCAGCAAUGGCGAUCAGAGAGAACGGUGGUCUUUGUUCACUGGACAAAAUCCUACAUUAUAUCAAAGAGUAUCUACAAACAUUGCACUGUACAAUUAAUCCCAACCUCUCAAUCAAGACGAUCAGACUCACCAAGGAUUUGCCAGCUUUGGACGACAACUAUUUAUCAGACAAUUUAGUAAAGGGGAUGAGCGAGUUCCCGACGAGGUUCACGCGCGAUCCCAACCUGCACACCAAUUGGCAAAUCAAGUCUGCCAAUUGCCAUUCGAUGCGAUCGUCUGCCAGGACGGUCUCGCCUCCCUUCCAAUCACAGAGGCCAUCAAGGCGGAGGAGUACCACAGUCAACAACAACAACAACAACAACAGUAACACGUCCAGCAGCAGCAGUAGUAAGGCCAAGUCAAAUCACAAUGAUCACUCGACGACCACGACUUCCAGCAGUAUCAUCGGCAGCACCAGGUCAUCAAGGGCAAAGAAAUAG
This is a messenger RNA of Acytostelium subglobosum LB1, 2700 nucleotides long. RefSeq lists its product as hypothetical. The coding region runs from base 1 to 2700 and encodes 899 amino acids. The record is from RefSeq and is a predicted model, not a curated record. The transcript has 5 exons. NCBI's taxonomy places the organism in Eukaryota, Evosea, Eumycetozoa, Acytosteliales, Acytosteliaceae.